CGCUCUUCGCCCCAACUCCGGCCGCCAUCAUGUCUGCUACAACUCCUGAGACUGCAAAUUCAGCUGUCUCCAGGGAGGCCAGUACCCAGUCUUCAUCAGCAGCCACCAGUCAAGGAUAUGUUUUGCCAGAAGGCAAAAUCAUGCCAAACACCGUUUUUGUUGGUGGAAUUGAUGUUAGGAUGGAUGAAACCGAAAUCAGAAGUUUCUUUGCCAGAUACGGCUCAGUAAAAGAAGUGAAGAUAAUCACUGAUCGAACUGGUGUGUCGAAGGGCUAUGGAUUUGUUUCAUUUUAUAAUGACGUGGAUGUACAGAAGAUAGUAGAAUCACAGAUAAAUUUCCAUGGUAAAAAGCUGAAACUAGGCCCUGCAAUCAGGAAACAAAAUUUAUGUGCUUAUCAUGUGCAGCCACGUCCUUUGAUUUUUAAUCCUCCUCCACCACCACAGUUUCCGAGUGUUUGGAGUAGUCCAAAUGCUGAGACAUACAUGCAGCCUCCAACCAUGAUGAAUCCUAUAACUCAGUAUGUUCAGGCAUACCCUCCUUAUCCAAGUUCACCAGUUCAGGUCAUCACUGGAUAUCAGCUGCCUGUUUAUAAUUAUCAGAUGCCACCGCAGUGGCCGGCUGGGGAACAGAGGAGUUAUGUUAUACCUCCGGCUUAUACAACUGUUAACUACCACUGCAGUGAAGUUGAUUCAGGAGCUGACGUUUUGCCAAAUGAAUGUUCAGUUCAUGAAGCUACACCAGCCUCUGGAAAUGGCCCACAAAAGAAGUCUGUGGACCGAAGCAUACAGACAGUGGUCUCUUGUCUAUUUAACCCUGAGAACAGACUGAGAAACUCUCUUGUUACUCAAGAUGAUUACUUCAAGGAUAAAAGAGUGCAUCACUUUAGAAGAAGCCGGGCAGUGCUUAAAUCUGAUCAUCUCUGCUAACUUUCUAGUCUCAUGAGGAUGUUGGUGUUGAGUAUUAAGAGACAGAAAGGUUUUCACUAUUGCAGAAAUUUUGACAAAUCACACUCAGACUUUCUAUACAAGUUAGAUUAGAUUGCCUAGUUUUAUGUUGAAUCUGUUCAUUAGAUGUUUAUAUAGAAACUGUUUUGUGUUCACUAUAUAGUUGAAAAAAAUAAUUGCAAGUAAAAAAGGACAAAAAAUAAUUUUCAAAUAAUUGAAAAAUAGCUAAAAGGAAUAACUUUUAAGACUUAAGGACUUUUAAUU
Molecule: messenger RNA, 1208 nt
Organism: Phodopus roborovskii (desert hamster)
Lineage: Eukaryota; Metazoa; Chordata; Mammalia; Rodentia; Cricetidae
Gene: Dazl
Product: deleted in azoospermia like
Exons: 11
Coding region: 30-926 (298 amino acids)
Molecular function (GO): mRNA 3'-UTR binding; protein binding
Source: RefSeq, a predicted model, not a curated record